CUCAAACAUGUAACUGCUUAGGCGCAAGCGGAGAAGGAUGCUUCAUGGCCGCUUUCUUUGCCUCGUUUUGACUGCCUUGCUGCUGGCCCCUGUACUGGUUAGAGGGCAGCAUGAAUUGUUUCUCAGCUCUGGGGACAUGGGCGUUCAUAAGUGCGAGUUCCAGGGUGUCGUCAGUGGUCGAAGGGUGCGACUGUACGUCUUCCUCACUGCGUGCAUUGGGCCGGGGGUGUCAACUGACGGCACUGGAGCCCCCGGCGGACAGCAGCGCUCGGACAGCGGCAGUGCGAACAGCACCGCCAACUUCUACAUAACUGGAAACACCUUCAUGCUGCUUGAUGGGGAGCCGUGCACCACCACGCAGCUGCAGCAGCCCCUAGACACGCUCGUGUGGGCGGCUGGGCUCUUGCCUGGAGCGGAUAGCAGCUCUAGCAGCCCUAGCAGCAGUAACAGCAGGCGGAGCGACAUGCAGGAGGCACCCGGUGGCUCUAGCGUUGCCAAAGAGCAAAGACGCAAGUUGACGGCGUCAAGGCGGGAGGAGGACAAGGGUGACGGCGGUAGCACCAGCAGCGCAGCCGCCGCUCACGAGCCAGAGGCAGCAUUACUGGCGGAGGCGACCCGUGCGCUCGUGUCGGGGAGCCAGGGCGUUCUGACACUUCGGUCCCGCCUGUCGGGCACAGCCCACCUGCUGCGCCUGGCGGUGCACGAGCCGCACAAGUGGCGCAACAACCCCAGCCUGCGCCGCGAGCCAGGCCGCGUCACGGGGGCGCUGGUGCUAACGCCACAGGAGCUGCAGGCGGUCGCGCGGGGCAGCGACGACAGUAGCAGCAGUAGCAGCAGCAGUAGCAGCGGAAGUAGCAGUCAAGGAGGGGGUGCGUCAACGCUGUUCGAGCUGCGGGCAGCGGGCCUGGACGGCGUGUGUGGCUACACGCCGCGCCGCGGCAAGCGCCCGCCGCCACCGGCCUCAGCUGCUCCUAUCCACCUCACUAGCCGGGUGCCGAUCGACAGCCCCGCCACGGCAGGCGAUCGUCAGGACGGGGGCAACGCAGGGUCCGCGGGGAUGGGCGCGCCCAGGUGCGCGUGGCUGGAUCCAGAACGGCAGGUGUACGACGUGGCGAAGCUGGAAGCGUGGCGAGAGAAGCAGCGUGUCUCGGCGGCCCUUGCUGCGGCUAAGAAGCGCAAGGGGAAAGACCGGGGGGCAGUGGCGGCGUCGGGUCGCGCGUCGCCGCCGCCGCCGCCGCCCGCACCUCGGACGGGCACUGGCGCACGGCCACCGGCGUACGUGGUUGUGUCGCCAUUCUUCGGCCUGGCGCCUGGUGACUUCGUAACGCUGCUUCUUCGGCACGUGGAGUACCACGCGCAACUAGGCGUGGGGCGGCAUCUGGUGUAUGUGGAGGAGGGCGAGGAGGGCUUGGCGGCGGACGGGCGGGUGGCGGCGCUGAUGGCGGCGGGGCGGCUGGAGCUGGUGCGCUGGAGCGAGCUGCCGGUCUUCAACCUACCGGCGGCUGCGGCGGCGCCCCAGGACGGCACGGAGACCGGAACCAGCGGGGCCGGCGGCUCGGACGAGGGGCCCCGGCGGCACCCGUACGCAAGCCAGAUCCUGACCUACAACCACGCGCUGCUGGCCCUGUGGCACGAGGCAGCGGUCGUGGCGGUGCUGGACCUGGAUGAGUUCCUGGUCACCUCCUCCCCUCAGUCGCUGGAGGCCGCAAUGCGCGCCUGCUCGCCGCGCGGCCGCUACCCGCCCGGCGCGCUGUGGGUGCCGCGCCGCUCGCUGCUGUGCACAGACUGCUGGCAGCGCGCCGCUGGCCCGGCUCAGGCGCUGGGUGCAGCGGCAGCAGGAGCUGCACUUAAGGCUGCCUUCCCGGAAGCACAGCUGCGUAACGCGACACUGGCGGCGGCGGCGUCGAUCCUGGAGCGGCGGCUGUGGCUGGAGGCAGGCGGGCAGGAGGAAGGAGCAUCAGAGGGCAACCGGGCCGGCAAAGGGCACGACCAAGAUAGUAGUGGUGGCAGCAGUGGCGGGUCACAGGGGCACCCGCUAGAGAGCUACCGCCACUGGUUCUUGGGUUGGCACCACAAGAGUGUCAUGUACAGCCACCUGGUGACGUACUUUGGAGUUCACCUGGCUUACAUUGAGGAGGAGGGUGCGGGCCAGGGGCCGAAUGAAGGGGGCCAAAACCCGCACACCAUCUGUCGGCUCGGGUGCAUGUGGGUGACGCAUCUGGAAACGCAGCUGGGUCCGCGUGUGCGGUCACCAUUAGAGGCGCUAGCUCAGUAUAAUAGCGGAAAAGGCGAGGCCGAGAAGCGGAACGCUGGUGGCGGAGGGGGUGGCGGGAAGAAGCAGAAGGUGACAGCGGUGGAGGGGCGGUAUCUGUGGGCGCUGCAGCGGUGGCUGGGGCGACCUGUGGCGGGACGGAGCUUGUGAAGCGACCUGGAGACCUUGAGUGUACACAGGAUGGGGCCUAAGCAACGGUUCGAUCGGCAAUGGCGAGAGGUUGGCGACGAGCGGUAAGAGUGCCAGGCCUAUCAGCGGUGCAUAGCGGAGUACGGGAGAAGCAGGGCGUGUCACGCAGCUCAUCAGCGCAGCAGCGCGUUGCGGUCACAGCGCUUCGGCGGGGCGCACGGCUUUCCGGUCGAGCUGAACAGCACCACGCCGGUCGCCGGACCAGCUGCGUGAGGGGCCGGAGACACGAGGUGAAGUCUUGGAUCCAAU
This is a messenger RNA of Chlamydomonas reinhardtii, 2710 nucleotides long. RefSeq lists its product as uncharacterized. Bases 137 to 2422 code for a protein of 761 amino acids. The record is from RefSeq and is a predicted model, not a curated record. The transcript has 7 exons. NCBI's taxonomy places the organism in Eukaryota, Viridiplantae, Chlorophyta, Chlorophyceae, Chlamydomonadales, Chlamydomonadaceae.